Rhopalosiphum maidis (corn leaf aphid) is the source of this 3654-nucleotide messenger RNA. Its product is annotated as serum response factor homolog. The record is from RefSeq and is a predicted model, not a curated record. NCBI's taxonomy places the organism in Eukaryota, Metazoa, Arthropoda, Insecta, Hemiptera, Aphididae. Gene Ontology annotation, molecular function: protein dimerization activity; RNA polymerase II cis-regulatory region sequence-specific DNA binding; DNA-binding transcription factor activity, RNA polymerase II-specific. Bases 949 to 2052 code for a protein of 367 amino acids. The transcript has 4 exons. Gene Ontology annotation, biological process: positive regulation of transcription by RNA polymerase II.
CUUCGACCGCGGUCCGACGACACGACUCGUUUUCUACGACGACGACCGUAGUGUGUAGUGGGUAUUAUAGUAGGCACGUCUUGCGCCAUUCCGUCGUCUACACAUGGACGUGUCACACGUGUAGUUUGUGCCCGUGUAGCACACCGUAACGAAUCAACGCGCGCGCCGCGCCUUAUCGUUUUUUAAUUUUUUUUUUUUAUCGACGUAAUAAAAAGAAUUUUACGACAAAAAAUUCGUCGUCGUGCGAUACUACAAUAUUAUUUUGUCAUCAAUUUUAUGUAUAUUUAUAUAUAAAAAUACAUAUAUAUUUUUCAAUUUUUACGCGUGUUCUGUGUUUGUCUGAUAUUGUGUGCGGGAGGCUGCAAUAGUGCCGCGGCGAUAAAGGCUAUUCGCUGAUUCCGUCGUGUGUUUGCGCACCUAUACACGUACGCCGCGGUGUAUAUUAUAAUAAUAUAAAAUAAUCGACGACGAUCCCGCUCGGAGUACCGACGCCGGGAAUAUUGUGUACAAUUUUUAAAAAAUUUUAAAAAUAGAAAAACCGCGCGGCACAUGCGCCACGAGUUCUAUUAUUGUACGGACGCAGGUCGAAUUACUCGUAUUCGUGUAGUGGCGGGAGGGCGCAACUGUGGAAUUCAACACGACGACGGCAUAACCGUUCGUAUCUUCACUGCAGUGGCAACAGCAUACCGCCGGUGUCCCGCCGUUAUCAGUGCCGCGGCUGUUGUUAUCAGUGACGUUUGUUUUCGUUAAAUUUUUUAUUAUUGUUGCUCCCGUAUACUUGUACUCCGAAGUAGUAGGUCUCCCGUGGACCUAAGUAAAAUAUCGUCCCCCUGAAUAGGAAAUCGCGAGUAAAUAAUAUCGUACUCGCCAUUUUCUGCGGUCGGCCGGUGCUGACCGUAUCGCGUGUGCGUGCAGUGCGUGGAUGACCAGUCGUAGGCGGUCAAGUGCAUGAGGUGGACAGCGAUGGACAGUGCGUCUGGCGGUGGCGGCCGCGACAAUAGAUUCGGCAUGGGUUACGCGUCGAACAUGUCGCUGUUGGACCCGUCGGACAUUUACAACAACGGUGUUGGUGGUCAACAACAACGGCCGUCCACGUCUCGCACACCACCCAUGAUGGGAUGUGGUCCUGGCGGUCCGGUUCACCAGCGUGGCAUCAAGCGAACGAUGGGCCCUGGUACUAACAUGUGCUACGAACCCACCGACCACCAUCGGUUGGUUGACGACAAUUUUUCGCCACCUUCCGUCAAGGACGUAUCACCGUCAAAUGGCAAGAAAACCAAGGGCCGUGUAAAAAUAAAAAUGGAAUACAUUGAAAAUAAGUUGCGUAGAUACACAACGUUCUCUAAAAGGAAAACCGGCAUCAUGAAGAAGGCAUAUGAGUUGUCAACAUUAACAGGCACUCAAGUGAUGCUAUUAGUAGCAUCUGAAACGGGACAUGUAUAUACCUUUGCCACACGCAAGUUACAGCCGAUGAUUACUUCUGAAGCUGGCAAAGCACUAAUUCAAACAUGCUUAAAUUCACCAGACCCGUGUCCAUCCUCAUCAGGUGCUAACUCAGGGGAUCAACGCAUGUCAGCAACUGGAUUCGAGGAGACUGAUCUGUCUUACAACAUUGGCGAUGACCACGAUUCCAAAGAAACCGACGGGAUGAGUUCUAGAGCGUCGGACAGCGGCGCGGAGUCUAGCGGAUCGGAAUCACCACCCCCCGCAGCAGCCGGUCCAGCCACGCGGUCACCGCCGUCGCCGUCGCCGCCGACGUCCUCCUCGGCAGCGGCAGCAGCAGCAGCAGCCGUCGCGUCUCCCGGGAUUUUCAGAUUGUCGUCGAGCAACGCAGAGUUGGUGUACUCAAACCUAGCAGCCAUGGUCAAUUCGUCUGGUGCUUCCGGUCCACAGCAGCAGGCAGCCGUCCUGUUCCGAUUGGGGCAACUAGGCCGGCAGCUUCAGGCAUCCGGACAACAACCGUUCAUACUGCCGAUGCCGAAUCCGCCAGCGGCGCACCAAACGCCCGCCGAUCUCAGCAGCAAGUCGUCGCGGAAUAAAUCAGAACUCUGAAAUCCUUAUAGGCGGCCGGCGUCUAUGUAACGUCCAAAGUACAUGAUAUUAUAAUAAUAUGUACCUAAAUAUACAUGUGCACGCCCGCAAUAGCGUCUUACAAAAUAUUUUUAUGUUUAUUAUUAUUAUUAUUGUUACGAUAUGUUAUAUAGAUAUUUUUCACAAAACUUUUCGGCAUUGAUCCUUUUUGCAUAUGUGAAUCUUUGUAGUAUGUAGGUACUUAUAGAUAUCGCCUCUUCUGGCUGUAUUUAUACUAUGCGUAUUAACUUGUCUUUUCCGUUUCCGCUUCGAGUACAAUUGUCGCCGUGGGGCUUUACAUAUCUGUCCCAAACUCCCAAAUGCAUUUGGAAUAAUGAAGUAAGAAUAAUGAAGAUAUAAUCACCAUCGUAGGUAUUCAAUGUCCAUAUUACCUAUAUAAAGAUGUACUCACAUAAUACACAUACCGUUUUACAGGUUAUGAAAAAUGUUUUCCAAAAGAACCAUCUUAAGCAUAAUUUAGUUUUUAUCACGAAAUUCAAGUUUUUUUUAACCUUAACGAUGUUUUCCGGUCAGCAUAACGCAUAAGCACAGUUUUACGUGGACGCGUUACUGCAUUCUACAAUUAAUCAUUUAUGUAUACUUUUAGUAUUUUAUUGUUUUUAUUUGAUUUUGAGUUUAACAUCAUAUUAUAUAAAAAAAAUGUCUUCGACAAAAAUUCGUUGAAUAACAUUUUUUACGUAUACGAAUUAAUUAAAAAUAUAUAUAUAUAUAUAACGCUAUAUCAUAUAUACAAUAUAUCGAGAUUAUAAAUACUAAAAAUAAUAUUAUUAUGUACAGACGUACACUGCAUAAACAUUAUGAAAACUGCAUGUAAUUUGUAUGUGCGUUAAUUUUAAAGUUGUCAUUCAGAAUUAAUCGUUCUUUCCAGUUGUUUCUUGACCCCCGAUAUGACGUCAUAUCUCGCGAUAAAACUGUCAACUAAUUUUUCACAUAUGUAUCAGUGAUAAUAUUAUUAUUCGUGAUAUUAUUCUAAAACAAUAUUUUUUCAAAUUUUAGUUUUGCUUAUUAAAAUAAAUUAUAUAUUUUAUUUCAUUCAUACGAAUUACAUAUUAUUAUAUAUUUAAAAACUUCUUUUGAUCUAUUUCAGUCUUAUCUGCUAUUUUGAAUUUUCUAUAUAGGUACAUAUAGUUUGGCGAUUUUAAAAUAAUUUUGUGAUAUAUUUCCAUCACUUAAUUUUUUUUUUAAAUUUGCUAGGUAUCCUAUAAAUAGUUUAAUAUAAAAAAUCAAAAUAUUUUUUAUAAAUCUAUCAUUGUAACACUUUUUAUAAUUUUGUUAGUUAUGCAUUGCGAAUAGACUAAAUACUAUAAUCUACUUAAAUAAUAAACAAUGAAACAAUCACAACGUAAUUUUUGGAGUUAAAUUGGAUCAAUUUUACCUAAUAAAAAAUUCUACGUCAACAUCAAAUACAGUGUCUGACUAAAAUUACAUAAUUAUUGUUACGUAGUUAUCUACAUUUAUUUUGAAUUUUAACCAUCUGAAAAAAUUAAUAAAUAUUCCAUACUAUAAUCGACACUUAUAAGUUGUUCCUUUUUAUCUACCUCUUCCAUCUAAUUUUGUUCGUAA